AACUCACUGAUGAAUCACAGAAAUGCGAGAAGGAUUGCGGUGCAGGAACCUGUUUAAAAGUGAAUAAGUCUGAGAGAUGUCUUUGCCCCCCUACCUACGCUUCAAGUGGACUUACGUGUGUUGAUCGAUGUACUGCGAAAACUUUGCCUCUUGGUUUAUGUCCCAAUGAUCAAUGUAUAGCGGAUGCUAAACUGGGAUUCAAAUGCAAGUGUGAAGGGAAGUAUGCUUACAACAAUGAUGAAGUAACAUGUCGAAGGAAACUGAUGUGUUCUGAAGCAGGAGGUAAUAAAGAUUGCGCUGGAAAGAACGCACUCUGUUUCGAAGAUUUCGAUUCUGAAAAUGGUUAUAAAUGCCGAUGUCGAGAAAGUCAGAGAUUUGAUACAAAUGGCCAAUGCGAAGAUAAAUGUAAAGUUGAAUCAUUCAGGCAGAAUUGUAUACUGCGUACGGCUACAUGUGAACUGGGCGAAUGUCAAUGUCCACCUAUGCUAAGUUUUGGAAUAGAUGGUAGAUGCUCUGAAAUCGCUCAAGCAUCUUAUUUAGGAUAUUUGCCCAUAUCGAAGCAAUUUUACGCUGCCCCAUCAACAGAGUUUUCUCAGAAUUCUGAUGAAAAGGAAAUUAUAAACUACAGUUCUCUUCAAAAGGAUGUAAGAGAUGCAAUGGUAACUCUACUCGGGAAAAAUUAUCAGUCCUCUUACAUCUUAAGUUGUGAAAUGAAAACUUUGUCCUAUAAUUGCUUGAUAGAAGUACAGUUAAAUACAGAUCCACUAGACCAAAUCAAUAUCCUAACAGAUCAAUCCUCAUGUGUUGGUGGAACAAAUAACAUAUGCUUAAUGCCUCCUCAUUUAAUUUUGGAUAAGAGUGAAGCCACUGAAAGUAAGGAAAUGCUGCGCUAUUACUGA
This is a messenger RNA of Parasteatoda tepidariorum (common house spider), 899 nucleotides long. NCBI's taxonomy places the organism in Eukaryota, Metazoa, Arthropoda, Arachnida, Araneae, Theridiidae. The record is from RefSeq and is a predicted model, not a curated record.